UGUGGCCACAGCUGACUGAGGUGUACCGGAGCCAGCACUCCUCAAUUUAAACCUGGACAUAUAUGAGAAAGACACUUUGUUCCACGGGAGCUGCAGCGAGCUGCCUGUUUUCAGCGGCCCUGUGCGUGUUUUCUUAAACGUGACCUUCGCUCUUGCGAUUACCCAGUGGAGGACAGCUGAAAACAACCCACGGCCUCCACCUGAGGUCAGACUCUUGCUGUAACACGUGGAGUAAUUUUUGUUUCUUGGUCUUUUAUAUUUUUAUUUUUUUGUUUCACUCAACAAAAAUCAAUUAUGUUUUAAGGUAACAAUAGAUGAACUUUUGUAAUUAUUUUGAAACUCAGAACCACUUUGCUUCUAUCGUUUCUCAUCUAGCAUUAAUGUUUCUUUACUGCAAACAAGCUGCAUACUACUAUUUUACUUUCUCACUAAAACAUGAUAUAUUGUCUAAGCUUAGCUUAAAAGGAAAACCUCAAAUCUGACCUAACAUGGUUAUAUUUCUUUUGUGAAAACUACUGCAACUAGUUAUUAUUCCAAUUUUUAAAAUGUAUUUUUAAUCUUUAUAGCACUUCUACAAACCCAGUUACAAAGUCUUUCACCUCUUGGAUAAAUAGGUUAUAGGUCAAAGCUUGUGACAGUCCUGAUCUAGUUAACCAUAAACUAAUGUUCAUUCUUUGUAAUAGCAACACAAAAGAAAGCCUGUUAAAAACAACAUUAAUAUUAUGUCAUUAUGUAGCAUGUGACAUUAUUAUUUUAUUUUUUAUAUAUGUAAACCUGCUGCCUGUAUUUUUGUAGUUUAGCUCCAUUGUUUUGUUUGGCAGCUGUCCAUAAAUUUAGUCAGUAAGUCUCUUACCAUUAAUUUGUGUUUUAAAUUCAAAUUUGUAUCUAUAAAAACAAUUGUUACUUUUUGUUGACUUUUUUUAGGUUUUCAGCAAAUAUUUUUGUCGUGAUUUCAUGAAAUUAUUGAUGACAAGAAAGUUGAAGGAUAUUGCAAAGUGUGUAAAUCUAAAUUUUGAGACCUUUAUAGGACUCAUUAAGUCACAGGUAUCAGUUUAAACUUGAUCUCUAUGUUAAAAACAGGUCAGCAGGUAAAAUGUUUUUGUAAAUGUAAGAAUGAAGGCAGUUUAAAAUGUCAUAUUUAAACCAAUUCGUGAAACAAUAUUAUUAAACUUAAUAAACUUUCAAUGCAAAAUAGCCCCAAAGUAAACAUCUGCCUUUAAUCAGCAUUUAAUCCUGGACGACCACUGUCUUGACUAACAAUGAACAGCUCUAUAUUGAACCAAUCGCACUGUCCUGAGGUGGUGGUUCCCAACCCCGUCUUCUUCACCAUCGGAGCGGUGAGCUUUGCAGAGAACUUCCUUGUUGUGGUAGCUGUCAUACGGAACAGAAACCUCCACUCGCCAAUGUACUGCUUCAUCUGCAGCCUGGCAGCCUUCCACGCCAUCGCCAGCCUGACCAAAACCUUGGAAAACCUCAUGAUUGUGUUUGCUGAUGUGGGACACUUGAAUAAGAAAGGCUCUUCUGAGACCACGCUGGACGAUGCAAUCGACUCCCUGCUGUGCAUGUCUUUCUUGGGGUCCUUUUUCAGUAUCCUGGCCAUUGCCGUGGACCGUUACAUCACCAUCUUCCAUGCACUCCGAUACCACAACAUCAUGACAAUGCAGCGCACUGGGGCCAUCUUGGGCAUCAUCUGGACUGUGUGCGGGGGCUUGGGCGUGCUGAUGAUAUUGUUCUUUGACUUCAAGCUCAUCAUGAUCUGCUUCGUCAUAUUGUUUUUCAUCUCCUUGGUGAUUAUCUGCUCCCUGUAUGUCUUCAUGUUCAUGCUGGCGCGCAUCCAUGCCAGAAAGAUUGCAGCGUUACCGGUUGGUGGCAGGAACAAUCAUCACCAGCAGCGGUGGGGGAGCAACAUGAGAGGGGCCCAGACCGUCACCAUCCUGUUUGGGACGCUGGUGGUUUGCUGGUCGCCAUUUUUUUUCCACCUUGUCAUCAUCAUGGUGUGCCCCAUGAACCCCUACUGCGAGUGUUACCGAUCGCUGUUCCAGCUGCAUGUGGCGCUGCUGACGAGCCACGCCCUCUUCGAUCCAGCCAUAUAUGCCUUCCGCAUCGCCGAGCUCAGGCACACCUUGAGGAAGAUGCUGCUUUGUUCUGACUGGAAGCUCUGCUCGUAGAGACACCUGCUUGCUUAUUUUAUUUUAGUCUGUUUAUCCAGUCAAAUGUUAGCUUUUCAUCAAAGUGUCCUUCGCUCAGUUGAAUAUUCAAAUUUUAGCGUGAACUGUGAACUUGGUUGCCGCUAAGCAGCUGUUUCUCCAAAGGGAAUUCUUUAGAGACAUUCUAACAUCCCGUGUAUUUGAGUAGGCACUGUGGCACUGACUACUGUCCGUCAAUCUCCUCUCUGUUUUGCUUGAAUCCACUGUCUCCUCCUUUCUCCCAACACUUGGAUGUUACCUACUUUCAGAAGUGUCAAUGCAUUCAUGUUUGAAAUGAACCUCCUGUGCUAACAUCCCAACGCAUCCAUUUUAGAGAGCCUGUUACCAAUGAACAUGCAUUUUUUUUCUCAAACCUGAGUGACACGAUGUCCACAUUUACAAAUGUGAAAAAUAAAUUGACAACGCUC
This is a messenger RNA of Maylandia zebra (zebra mbuna), 2614 nucleotides long. RefSeq names its product melanocortin 2 receptor (gene mc2r). Gene Ontology annotation, molecular function: melanocortin receptor activity. Gene Ontology annotation, biological process: G protein-coupled receptor signaling pathway. The record is from RefSeq and is a predicted model, not a curated record. Lineage: Eukaryota; Metazoa; Chordata; Actinopteri; Cichliformes; Cichlidae. Gene Ontology annotation, cellular component: membrane.